CUAAGCAGCAAUCAGUCCAACAGACAACUUCACCUGAAUCCUUUGUGAGUUCAGUAGCAACGUCAACUAAAAGUGUAACAAAAUCAACCCAACCAUUUGAGACUACAGUGCGAGAAACAACUACUAGGAACUCAGUAAUAAGCAGCAGUCAAAGUCUGACAUCAACUGUAGGACCAACAACUCCUCGUACAUCAGCCCCUACUUCAGUUAAGCAAGUGUUAAGUUUGGGACCGACAAUGUCAACUUACGCCUCAACAACAACACCGUUAACAGUAUCAACUCCUGUAAAAACUACAACUGCACUCCCAACAACUAGAGGAACUUCACCAACAACCACAUUAUUUCGUACUCUACUGCAGUCAUCAAGCACUCUGACAAAUCCAACAAAAUAUUCACUACAGACAACUACAGAGUUAGCAACAACAAAAGUGAUUUCAACUACCCUGAGUAAAGCUCCCUCUACAACACUGAAACAACUGAUCUCAACUGCAACUUUAAGUACUACUUCUAAGGCUACCACAAAACCACUGGCUACAACUACCACUACUACAACAAUUACUGUCCCAAUAACAACAGUAUCUAAUGAUCCCCCAAAAGAAGAAGAAGGAUACCUUUAUCUACGCUUCAGGAUGGUUCGUGUUUUCAUCAUAGAAUACAGUGAUCCAUCUUCAGCAGAAUAUCAGAUACUGGCAAAGAAUGUGACAACUGAGCUGAAUAGAGGAUACAAAAUAAUGUACCCUCUGACCUUCAGAAGAGCCAUAAUCAUCAGCUUUUGGCCUGGCUCAGUUGGAGUGACCACACAGUUGAUUUUUGAGAACCAGACAGUGGUGCCCAACAUAACAGACACGGAGCAGUCCCUAAAGACAGCUAUUAAUGAAUCUACUGUCUUCUUGGAUAUUAUUCCAUACAGUAUUAUAGCUGAGCAACAAAAUGUCACCACUACAACCAUCAAUGCUGAAACCAGUACAACCACCAGUGCGGCAACCACAACCAACACAAAACAAACAACUACAAGAACGGCUAGUCAAACUGCAGCCAACACUACUUCCAACAGUGCAACAGCAAGGAACAGACCCAAAGAAGUGGUCACUUUACUUCUCCCUUUUAUCCUGAUCUACUUCCUUUUGACAGAGCAAGGACUAUUACUACAUUAAACCCUCAAAUCAAGGAUAUUAGUAUAGGGUUAAAGCAAGUAUUAGAAAUGUAUAUCAUAUAUAAUCAUGUUCUUAACAUCUAUGAUUGUUUUUCCAACAUACGUUAGCCAAAUUUUCCUUAGUAUACAAUUACAUUUCUGCAGGCUCCAAUAGACCAUGUUUAAGAAAUCUAAAACAAUAUUAUGGUAAAUCAUGAGUGUUUGUUAUUUAAAUAGGCUUAUUUAAUGUAAGGUCUUCCCUUUUGUAAUGAUCAAAUAACUAUAAUAUAAAUGUAAAAUGUGGAGAUUGUAUUGUCUUAAAUAGGUUAAUUUAAUUUCUUAUCUUUUGUAUUAUAUUUAAUGGGAUGCAUUAUUUAUUUAACGUAAUUAAUCAGUAUACAUCUAUAAACAUUUUGCACAAAACUUUAAGCAGAACGUUUGCACACUUAUCUGUUUUGAGUCUUCUGGACAAUGAUUUUAAUGUUAAAUGAAACAUUUUUAAAAAAUGUGAGACA
Molecule: messenger RNA, 1647 nt
Organism: Colossoma macropomum (tambaqui)
Lineage: Eukaryota; Metazoa; Chordata; Actinopteri; Characiformes; Serrasalmidae
Product: integumentary mucin C.1-like
Exons: 4
Coding region: 237-1154 (305 amino acids)
Source: RefSeq, a predicted model, not a curated record